ACCUCCCGUAUAUAGCCAUUUUAUUUGUUUGUAUCUGAUCGCUAGUAUAAUGAACCAACGAGAAGAAAUAAACGGCACUUCUAGCAAAGGAGAAGAGAUGACAUUAACGUGGAAACAGCGGGGCAUGUCGAUAAUAGUUUCAAACGUUCCGGAGACGCUAUUCGACGACUAUGACGUCAAGGCUGAGUUUGAAGCUCUGUUUGAGUCUUGUGGAGACAAAGCAACUUUCUACUACUUAAAGCAUAUGUCUCGUGUGAGAAUUGAUUACACUAAGGCUGAUUCAGUGUCAUGGGCUCUCCAGACAUUCAAAGGACAACGUUUUUACAAUCUGCCUCUAAGAGUACAACGUACAAGACUUGUCAUGGGAGGAAAGAGUCACUUAAUGCCUCCAACACCACAAAAACAAUUUCUUAUCUCACCACCAGUCUCACCUCCAUUUGACUGGGAACACUCACGAGAGAAUGCUCCUGUUGCUUCCAUGGUCAAUUAUGAUUUACUCACUGCUGUGGCUGGGCUAUCAGACAAGCCAUUUGAACUGCAUUCUUCUUCAGACAUAGGUCAUCCAAGUAUAAUGGUUAUUGCUCCUCAGGACAAAGACGAUAAUGAGCAACAAGAAUUCAUGAAUACUGACCCUCUAAGGGUUGCUAUAGCUGGGUCCAAUAUACAUACUAAAAGACCACCCAUGCCGCAGUAAAGUUUUCUUUAGUACUUAUGCUUAGGACAUAACAUAGUAUAAAGUAAAAGGUCUAACAUAACUGUAUUUUAUUUGUAGGCACGUGUCUUUCAGUGUAUACUACGUGUACUAUGUGGACUGAUGGAUCCACAACUAUGUUAUGUGUGAAACUGUUUAGAUGAAGGGAGUUUCUAAAAUGUUGAGUAGUCAUAGUAAUCUAUGCAUAGCUAAUUAGCAAAAAGUGUCAACAGUGAUAUAAUAAGAGUGGAAACUGUCAUCUAUCGAUCGAUUGAUUGUAGUUG
Corticium candelabrum is the source of this 975-nucleotide messenger RNA. RefSeq names its product calcipressin-1-like. Bases 50 to 694 code for a protein of 214 amino acids. The transcript has 2 exons. Gene Ontology annotation, biological process: calcium-mediated signaling. Gene Ontology annotation, molecular function: calcium-dependent protein serine/threonine phosphatase regulator activity; nucleic acid binding. Lineage: Eukaryota; Metazoa; Porifera; Homoscleromorpha; Homosclerophorida; Plakinidae. Gene Ontology annotation, cellular component: nucleus; cytoplasm. The record is from RefSeq and is a predicted model, not a curated record.